Asparagus officinalis (garden asparagus) is the source of this 1179-nucleotide messenger RNA. RefSeq lists its product as uncharacterized. The transcript has 2 exons. The record is from RefSeq and is a predicted model, not a curated record. NCBI's taxonomy places the organism in Eukaryota, Viridiplantae, Streptophyta, Magnoliopsida, Asparagales, Asparagaceae. The coding region runs from base 1 to 1179 and encodes 392 amino acids.
AUGAACUAUGGAGCUGGACCAUCACACCUACCUUCUUCUUCUUCUUCUUCUGAUGAUGAUGAAACAUUUUCUCAUUACGUUGAACAAUUGGAGGAGGAUAUGAAACAAUGGGAGGAGGAGGAUGAAAUCUUAGCUCGUCUAUAUGCCUCUAACAAUAAAAUAAUGGCUUAUUUCUCUAAAGAGGAAGAGAGGCCAAAACGUAUCGGCUCAGUUCCUGGUCAUUUGGUAAUCAACCGUGGGAGGGAAGAAGGUAAUUCUCGACUCUACAAUGACUAUUUUUCUGAUAAUCCCACAUACGGUGCAAAUUUAUUCCGUAGAAGAUUCCGAAUGCAAAGGAGCCUUUUCCUUCGUAUCGUCGACGUUGUACGAGAGCACGAUAACUAUUUCGUACAGAAGGUGGAUGGUGUCGGUCGGCUUGGACUAUCUAUUUUACAAAAAGUAACAGCAACAUUUCGCAUGUUGGCAUAUGGUGCACCGGCAGAUAGUACCGACGAAUAUGUAAGGAUUGGUGAGUCAACUGUAAUUGAAUGUUUGAAGAAACUUUGCAGAGCAAUUGUAGAAGUGUAUGGAGAUGAAUAUCUUAGAUCCCCCAAUACUGACGAUGUUGCAAGACUGUUACAAAAAGGCGAAGAGCGGGGUUUCCCAGGAAUGUUGGGAAGUCUAGACUGUUCUAAUAACGAUAUUAAUGUAUUACAAGCAUCUAAUUUGUUUGACAACCUAACACAAGGUAUUACUCCUCCUGCUCAUUAUACAAUCCAAGGAAAGAAUUAUGAUGUCAGUUAUUAUUUAGCCGAUGGCAUAUAUCCGAAAUGGCCAACCCUUGUUCAAACCAUUUCCAAAUCCGAAGAUAAAAAGAAACAAUAUUUUGCAAUGAUGCAAGAAGCUUGUCGAAAAGAUGUAGAGCGAGCGUUUGGUGUUCUCCAGUCAAGAUUUGUUAUAAUCAAUGGCCCUGCACGGUUUUGGGAUAAACGAACUUUGCAUGAUAUCAUGACCACUUGCAUAAUAAUGCACAACAUGAUUAUUGAGGAUGAACGUGAUGAGCAAGAAGAUAUUGUCGUUUCUACUCCACCAUCAAUUUCAAAUGUUGAAGACAUAGGGAUGAACGAUGUGUUCCGACACUGGCCCGGCAUAAGAAAUUCAAAGACAAAGAAGCACACUUCGCACUUCGAAAUGCAUUAA